Molecule: messenger RNA, 1948 nt
Organism: Calidris pugnax (ruff)
Lineage: Eukaryota; Metazoa; Chordata; Aves; Charadriiformes; Scolopacidae
Gene: SEC61A2
Product: Sec61 translocon alpha 2 subunit
Exons: 13
Coding region: 281-1552 (423 amino acids)
Biological process (GO): SRP-dependent cotranslational protein targeting to membrane, translocation; post-translational protein targeting to membrane, translocation
Cellular component (GO): Sec61 translocon complex; membrane
Molecular function (GO): signal sequence receptor activity; transmembrane protein transporter activity; ribosome binding
Source: RefSeq, a predicted model, not a curated record
GCGGCGGAGGGGAGCGGCGGUGACAGCGGGCUGAGGGGAGUCCCGCCGCCGCCAUGGGCAUAAAAUUUUUAGAAGUUAUUAAGCCAUUCUGUGCAGUGUUACCCGAAAUCCAGAAACCGGAAAGAAAAGAAAUGCAUAGCUGGGAACAUGACACCAUCCGAGAGAAUCCUCUUUCGUUGAUGAGAGAUUCCUGAAGAUCCAGUUCAGAGAGAAGGUACUAUGGACGGCCAUCACGCUCUUCAUUUUCUUAGUGUGCUGCCAGAUACCUUUGUUUGGAAUCAUGUCAUCGGAUUCUGCAGAUCCCUUCUAUUGGAUGCGAGUCAUUCUUGCGUCAAACAGAGGUACUUUGAUGGAAUUAGGUAUCUCACCCAUCGUGACGUCUGGUUUGAUCAUGCAGCUUCUUGCUGGAGCCAAGAUCAUUGAAGUUGGGGAUACUCCAAAAGACAGAGCCUUGUUCAACGGAGCUCAGAAAUUAUUUGGGAUGAUUAUUACCAUUGGGCAAGCCAUUGUGUAUGUUAUGACUGGAAUGUAUGGAGAUCCUGCUGAAAUGGGUGCUGGAAUUUGUCUUCUUAUUAUAAUUCAGCUGUUUGUUGCUGGUUUGAUUGUGCUGCUGUUAGAUGAGUUGCUCCAGAAAGGUUAUGGCUUGGGGUCGGGUAUUUCCCUCUUUAUUGCUACCAACAUCUGCGAGACCAUUGUCUGGAAGGCUUUCAGUCCCACCACCAUCAACACUGGCAGAGGGACAGAGUUUGAGGGUGCUGUGAUUGCAUUAUUUCACCUUCUGGCUACACGAACCGACAAAGUCCGGGCUUUGCGGGAGGCUUUUUACCGCCAGAAUUUGCCCAAUCUCAUGAAUCUGAUCGCGACAGUAUUCGUCUUUGCUGUGGUCAUAUAUUUUCAGGGAUUCCGUGUUGAUUUACCCAUCAAGUCCGCCCGGUACCGGGGGCAGUACAGCAGCUACCCCAUCAAGCUCUUCUACACCUCCAACAUCCCCAUCAUCCUGCAGUCGGCCUUAGUUUCCAACCUCUACGUCAUUUCCCAGAUGUUGUCUGUUCGGUUCAGCGGCAACUUCUUGGUGAAUUUACUAGGGCAGUGGGCGGACGUCAGUGGCGGUGGCCCUGCUCGCUCGUACCCCGUUGGUGGCCUGUGCUACUACUUGUCCCCUCCAGAAUCCAUGGGUGCAAUAUUUGAGGAUCCUGUCCAUGUGAUAGUUUAUAUCAUAUUCAUGUUGGGAUCCUGUGCGUUCUUCUCAAAGACUUGGAUUGAGGUGUCCGGUUCCUCAGCAAAAGACGUUGCCAAGCAACUCAAGGAGCAGCAAAUGGUGAUGAGAGGCCACAGGGACACUUCCAUGGUUCACGAGCUCAACAGGUACAUCCCUACAGCAGCUGCCUUUGGUGGUUUGUGCAUCGGUGCCCUGUCGGUCCUGGCUGACUUUCUGGGAGCCAUCGGGUCGGGCACCGGCAUCCUGCUCGCCGUCACUAUUAUUUAUCAGUAUUUUGAAAUCUUUGUAAAAGAACAGGCUGAGGUUGGAGGAGUAGGUGCAUUAUUUUUCUAGAUGUCCAAAUAUUUCAUGGUUUGUGUGAAAGGGAAAGUAUUUUGACGACACGUGUCAUUUAGUCCAAUAACGCUAUUUCCUUUUGACUUGUUUUAAAGUGCUCCAUGUCCCAUGACUGUAAUGGGCACCGAGCGAUGCCCGUGCGCAGCGUUAGUACCAGCUGCCUUAAGAAUAAAGUUUACAUUCUCUUGUUUAAGUAUUAUCUAGUGUUGCCUGUAAUGCUGGAAACCAAUUCAUCUACCUUGCUGUUCAGACACUCCAGGGAGAUGGGAAAACGGAGCAGUUGGAUAGAGGUAAACAUUUUUGCACACAGCAUUAAAGCAUUAAAAUUAUUUCCCUGUCCUUAAUAGGAAAAGAAAAAAAAAAAAAAAAAAAUCUUGAGUUCCGAUUGCCACG